GCAUGCUCAAAACAGUAAUGGAAGCUGGGAAAGAUGUAGGCUGGUGUGGCGCGGUGGAGACGAAUGUCACUGCUGAUGUCUGUAAAGAGCUCCUGGAUAAGGGGUUUGUCGUGGUCGACGGCAUCUUCGGGAGAGGAACGAGCGAAACAUUCUACAAGGAGUUAGAAUGGCUGUACAAGAAUGGGCACAUGCUGCCCAAUCAGGUACAAUUUCAGACAUCUGGAGGGCCUGUAAUAUUAGAAAAACCUAACAUUUUUGAAGCUGACAUGCAUGAUAGCAAACUGACAAAAUUGAGUGAAAUCGGUCACUUUAGGCAAGUUUUUGAGAAUGGUGACAAGUUGGUGAAUAUAUUCAACAAGCUCGUGCCAUUGGGCCUGAAAGAGGGUCAAAAGCAUCGCACGGUCAAGUUACAAUAUAAUAGUGGUGGAGGCGGUUGUUUUCCAUGGCAUUAUGACAACCCAUCUCGCCCGAACAACCGUGGCCUGACUAUGCUGGUCUACCUAAACAGCGACUGGGUACAAGGGAACGGUGGGGAGCUGGAAUUGCUGCCAUUCCUGGAGCGCAACGUGGUUAUACCCCCGCUGAUGGACCGGGCUGUUCUUUUUCUAAGUGAUCGCGUCUUGCACCGGGUGCUGCCAUGCAACUCACGUCGACUCUGCUUCACAAUCUGGUUUGAUUCGGCGACAGUUAACAGUGAUGAUGACGUAUUCCUGAAAGCUAAACACCUUAAGCCAUCUGCCGUGGAUACGCUGAAGAGCACGUCGCUACAGAGAAUACUAUCCCGUGCCGUGUAUCGGGAAGAAUACGAGCAGAGUUUACUGGAUUGCUUUGGCCAUGCUGAGGGAGGCGGCGUGGAGUCCAGGGCCUGCAAGAUCUCGUUAAAACUCCACAGUGCACACCUGCAAGGUCUGCUCAAAGACGACCAAAUGGUGGAGUUUGUCGAGUACCUGCGUCGACUAAAACCCCCAGUUUCUGCUACUGGAGAAAGUGCCGCAUCGAGCUAACCAUGCUGUUGCUCAGGUGGUCAUGCGUGCCGGGAUGUGUUGUUCCCUUGUGCUUGAGAACUCAAUGUUUUGUCGCAUCAUAUUGGGCUAAAUAGUGUUGUCUUGGCACCAGCUUAUGCAAUGCAUGCUUGGUCUUUUUACGUCCGCUGUUAUGCUGCUGCUUAUUAAUUUUAGAAACAUGUUUACGGCUGGCCGGCUUGGCAUGUAUUUGCUCCAUGGAUUUCCAUUGACUGGAAAUGUAGGUGUUUUCUUAGAAAUCGGCGAGGUUAAAUCCCAAUCUGACAAUGAUCAAAUAAUCCAAA
This is a messenger RNA of Sycon ciliatum, 1306 nucleotides long. RefSeq lists its product as uncharacterized. The transcript has a single exon. Gene Ontology annotation, molecular function: ferrous iron binding; L-ascorbic acid binding; peptidyl-proline dioxygenase activity. The coding region runs from base 3 to 1004 and encodes 333 amino acids. The record is from RefSeq and is a predicted model, not a curated record. Lineage: Eukaryota; Metazoa; Porifera; Calcarea; Leucosolenida; Sycettidae. Gene Ontology annotation, biological process: cellular response to hypoxia.